UCCUUGCGGUCUGAAAACAUCUUUAUAACCAAAGCCCAAGGCUACAAGUUCUUGAGUGUCCUUGGGAUUGUGGGAAUAAAAGAAACCAGUGUGCUAUAUAUAUGGACAGUUUCUACUUCCCCUAAAACAACUUUUCUCCGUUUCAGGUUUUUCACUUCUCUCUGCGCUUUCUUCAAAAAUCAAAAGGAAAAAUGAUCAGAUUGUUCAAAGUAAAAGAGAAGCAAAAAGAGGACAAUGCGAAUGGCAAUGGUGCGGGUCCUGGUAACAAACAGACUGCUGGAGAACUGCGUCUACGCAAAGACAUUACCGAGCUGAACCUGCCCCGUUCUUGUACAAUAUCAUUUCCAGGUGGGAAGGAUAAGCUGAUGAACUUUGAGAUUAAAAUUCAGCCAGAUGGCGGAUACUAUGUUGGAGGAAAAUUUUUAUUCUCUUUCCAGGUUCCAUCAAUCUAUCCACAUGAACCACCAAAAGUCAAGUGCAAGACCAAGGUAUACCAUCCUAAUAUCGAUUUGGAGGGUAAUGUAUGCCUCAACGUACUUAGAGAAGAUUGGAAGCCUGUUCUCAACAUUAACACGAUUAUCUACGGAUUAUAUCUUCUUUUCACGGAACCAAACCAUGAGGAUCCCCUUAAUCUCGAGGCUGCUGCUGUGUUGAGAGAUACUCCUGAGUUGUUUAAAUCAAAUGUGAAAAAGGCUAUGCAUGGUGGAACUGUGGGCAAUAUAAGCUUCACGUGAUGCGUGUAGCCUGCUGUCCUGAUGCUGGCAAUAGUGUUUUGGAUCAGAUGCUGUAUCAUUUUGAGGCUUGCUGGGUUGUAUAUUGUGUCCGCAAACUUGCUGUGCCAUCUUAUUGAGUGUCUGAUUUUCAUGGAGUAUAUAAUUUUAGCUAUAACUUCGACAUGGAUCCAUCUGCGAAUAUUCUUUAAAUAAAUUGCAUUAUUUAGGUAUUUGGAAAAUCUGC
Molecule: messenger RNA, 957 nt
Organism: Lycium ferocissimum
Lineage: Eukaryota; Viridiplantae; Streptophyta; Magnoliopsida; Solanales; Solanaceae
Product: probable NEDD8-conjugating enzyme Ubc12-like
Exons: 6
Coding region: 192-734 (180 amino acids)
Biological process (GO): protein neddylation
Cellular component (GO): nucleus
Molecular function (GO): NEDD8 transferase activity
Source: RefSeq, a predicted model, not a curated record